UUAUUAUUUUAGGGGCACAGUAUGAGCCCGGCGCUAGUGAAUGCGCCGCACCAGGACUCCAACCAAGUCAGAAUAGACAACAACAACUGUUGGGAGAGUAUCCGCCAAGACGGAUUGACAAAUACCGAGGCGGUCCAAAUAUACAAAGAAGAAUGACUCAGAGAGAGGAUGUGCUCAAGUUUGAGCAGGGAAGGAUAAAAGCCCUGCAAGAAGAACGUUUACAUAUACAAAAAAAAACAUUUACAAAAUGGAUCAACUCAUUUUUAUUAAAGGCGAGAAUGGAAGUAGAGGAUUUGUUUACCGAUCUUGCGGAUGGAAAAAAAUUGUUAAAACUUUUGGAAAUAAUAUCCGGAGAAAGGUUGGCUAAACCAAACAAUGGACGUAUGCGAGUUCACAAAAUUGAAAACGUCAACAAAUCACUGGCAUUUCUUCACACUAAGGUACGAUUGGAAAGUAUUGGAGCAGAAGAUAUUGUUGAUGGAAAUCCAAGAUUAAUAUUAGGUUUGAUAUGGACAAUUAUUCUAAGGUUCCAAAUUCAAGAAAUAGAAAUAGAUGUUGAUGAAGAAAAUGAAAGCAGUGAAAAAAAAUCAGCCAAAGAUGCUCUGUUACUUUGGUGUCAAAGAAAAACAAAUGGUUAUCCACAUGUCAAUAUCCAAGAUUUUACAGGUUCUUGGAGAAGUGGUCUUGGUUUUAAUGCCCUUAUCCACGCUCACAGGCCAGAUUUGGUCAAUUGGUCAGAAUUACAGCAAACACGACACAUUGAUAAUCUUAAUUAUGCAUUUGAUGUGGCAAAUACAGAACUUGGUAUUCCACGACUUCUUGAUGCUGAGGAUGUAGAUACUGCUAGACCAGAUGAAAAAUCAAUAAUGACAUAUGUUGCCUCAUAUUAUCAUACAUUUGCACGAAUGAAAAAUGAAAUAAAAAGUGGUAAAAGAAUAGCUAAUAUUGUUGGACAAAUGAUGGAUGCUGAUAAAAUGAAAAUUCAUUAUGAAAAAUUAACGGCUAAUUUAUUAGAAUGGAUAAAACUUAAAAUAACAGUACUUGAAAAUAGAAAUUUUCCAAAUUCAUUGGAGGGUAUUCAACGUCAAUUAUUAGGAUUUAAACAGUAUAGAACUAUUGAAAAGCCACCAAAAUAUAAAGAACGUUCUGAAAUAGAAGCACUAUAUUUUCACAUAAAUACACAAUUAAAAUCAUUAAAUCAACCGGCAUUUAUACCACAAGAGGGACAAUUAAUUCAAGAUAUUGAAAGAAAUUGGGUUGAAUUAGAGCGUGCUGAGCAUAGACGUGAAGUAGCAUUACGUACUGAAUUAUUACGACAAGAAAGAUUAGAACAGCUUAAUUAUAAAUUUGAAAAAAAAAGUGUAUUAAGAGAGGGUUAUCUUAAAGAGAUGAUACAAGUAUUAUCAGAUCCACGUUACGGUAGUAAUAUUUCUCAAGUAGAUGCUACUGUUAAAAAACAUGAAGCUAUAAGUGCUGAUAUAUUAGCACGUGAAGAACGUUUUCAUGAUUUAACAAAUAUGUCUGAAGAACUUGUUAGAGAAAAUUAUCAUGGAUUGGAGAGAGUUAAAAUACGUGAACAGGAGGUACUUGAAAGAUGGAAACAAUUAUUAUCACUUUUAGAUAAUCAUAAAUUAAAUUUAACAGCAUUAUCAUCAUUAAUGAGUUUAAUGAGAGAAAUAGAUACAACAUUGGCAAGUAUACAAGAAUUACAAAUAAAUUUUCAAAGUACAGAUGUUGGUCCUCAUUUAUUAGGUGUUGAAGAUUUAUUACAAAAGCAUAGUUUACAAGAGCUUCAAGUAACAGCACUUGGUGAAACACAACGACGUCUUGGUAGACAAGCUGGACAACAUUUAACAUCUCAAAAAAAUUUAACUAAAGAAUUACCUUUAUUAGAAAAAAAAUUAUCAACAUUAAAUACUGCAUAUAAUUAUUUAAUUGAAAAUAGUAAAGAACGUAAAGUUAGAUUGGAGGAUGCAAGAAAUUUUUUUCAUUUUCUACAAGAUCAUGAGGAUGAAGAAUCAUGGCUUAUUGAAAAACAACGUAUAUGUAAAGCCGGUAUAUCUGCUAAAGAUUUACGUGCUGUUAUAUCAUUACAACAAAAACAUAAAGCAUUACAAGAUGAAAUGAAAGUUAGACGUCCUAAAUCAGAGCAACUUUGUAGUGCUGGUAUUAAAUUAAUUGAUGAUAAUCAUCCAUCGGCUAUUGAAAUAAAAAAUCGUAUUGAAUCACUUCAAGAGCAUUGGAAAGUACUUGAAGAAUUAGCUGGAUUAAGAAAAAAACAAUUAGAUGAUGCUGCUGAAGCAUUUCAAUAUUAUACAGAUGCUAAUGAAGCUGAUUCAUGGAUUAAUGAAAAAAUGGCCCUAGUAACAUCACAAGAUUAUGGUGUUGAUGAACCAAGUGCGCAAGCAUUAUUACAAAGGCAUAAAGAUUUACAGGGUGAACUUAAUGCUUAUAAAGGUGAUGUACAAUCAUUAAAUAUUCAAGCUGAUAAAUUAAUAAAAGCUGGUAUAUCAACAUUAGAAUUAUCAACUGAUCCAGAGCCAGUUGCUGAACUUGAACAAGAUGAAUGGAGACAAGAAACACGAUUAAUACCACAAGAUGAAUGGGUUGAUGAAAUUCAUGAACGUGUUGAAACACGUACUGUACUUGAAGAUAGACUUGUACCACAAGUUAAAAGUUUAUAUCCAUUUAAUGGUCAAGGUAUGACUAUGGCUAAAAAUGAAAUAAUGUUUUUAUUAAAUAAAACAAAUCCUGAUUGGUGGAAUAUUAGAAAAUCAGAUGGUACUGAUGGUUUUGUUCCAGCUAAUUAUGUACGUGAAAUAGAACCUAAAAUAAUUCAAGUACAAGUAAGAAGACCUGAAAAGGUACGUAUUGUACAGCGUGUUAAAAAAACAAAAAUGGUUAAUCAAAUAGUACCUGUUAGACGUGUUAAAUCUAUUAAAUCAGCAGUUAAACCAAUAAAACGUAAAGUAAUAACUAAUGAUAGUGAUAAUGUUGAAAAAAGGCAAAAAAAAAUAAAUGAUACUUAUGAUGAAUUAAAUAAAUUAGCUAUUAAACGUCAUGCAUUAUUGGAAGACGCUAUAAGACUUUAUGGUUUUUAUCGUGAAUGUGAUGAUUUUGAAAAAUGGAUUAAAGAUAAAGAAAAAAUGUUAAGAGCUGAUGAUUCACGUGAUAAUGUUGAAACUGCUAAAAGAAAAUAUGAAAAAUUUUUAACCGAUCUUUCGGCAUCUGGUAAACGCGUUGAAGCUAUUGAUGGAUCAGUUAAUGAAUUUGUUAAACAGGGUCACAGUAAAUUAGAUAAAGUUAAAUCACGUCAAAAGCAUAUUCAUCAACUUUGGGAUCAUUUAAAUUGGUUAAAAGCUCAAAAAGAAAAAAGUUUAGAGGGUGCUUCUAGUGUUGAACUUUUUAAUCGUACUUGUGAUGAAGCACACGAUUGGAUGCAUGAAAAAAUAACUCAAUUAGAUACUGCUGAAUUAGGUCCUGAUUUAAAAACAGUUCAAGCAUUACAGCGUCGUCAUCAACAUUUAGAACGUGAAUUAGCUCCUGUUGAAGAAAAAGUACGUAAAGUUAAUUUAUUAGCAAAUAGUGUUAAAAGUUCAUAUCCAAAUGAACAUAAAAAUGUUGAUGAUAGACAAAAUCAAAUAAAACAAUUAUGGAAUAAAGUACAAUCAAAAGCUAAAGAACGUCGUUCACGUUUAGAAGAUGCUGUUGGUCAACAAAUAUUUAUUAAUAGCUCUAAAAGUUUAAUUAAUUGGGCAUUAGAUGUUAAACAAGCUAUUAAAUCUGAUGAAUCAGUAAGAGAUGUUGAAACUGCUGAAAAAUUAAAAAAACAACACACUGAUCUUGGUGAAGAAAUAAAAACACGUAAAGAUGAAUUUAGUGAAGUUGAACAACUUGGUACACAAUUAUUACAACGUAAUUCUGGUUUAACAGAUAUUAAAGAACGUUUAGAUAAACUUGAUGGUUUAUAUAAAAAUUUAAUAUCUAAUUGGAAUAUUAAAGAUUAUUGGCUUAAUCAGUGUCUUGAUUUACAAUUAUUUAAUCGUGAAGCUGAUCAAAUAGAAGCAACAACAAGCUCUCAUGAAGCAUUUCUUGAAUUUAUUGAUCUUGGUGAAUCACUUGAUGACGUUGAAGCGUUAUUAAAACAACAUAUUAAAUUUGAAAAUACAUUAAAUGCUCAAGAUGAACGUCUUAAAGCAUUUAGUGAUACUGCUGAUCGUUUAAUUCAACAAAAUCAUUAUGAUAAAAAUUAUAUUAAUGAUAAACGUAAUCAAGUAUUAACACGACGUGCUGCUGUUAAAGAUGCUGCACAAAUAAGACAAUCUAAAUUAAAAGCUUCUGAAUAUUAUCAACAAUUUUCAGCUGAAGUUGAUGAUUUACGUGAUUGGCUUGGUGAUAAAAUGAAAGUUGCUGCUGAUGAAAGUUAUCGUGAUUUAAAUAAUUUAGAACGUAAACUUCAAAAGCAUGAAGCAUUUGAACGUGAAUUACGGGCCAAUGAAGGACAAUUACGUGCUGUUAAUAAAGCUGGUAAAGUUUUAAUAUCUGAACAAAAUUAUCGUUCCAAUGAUGUUAAUCAAACAUUAAAAGAUCUUAAUAAUCAAUGGAAUCGUUUGGUUGAAUUGUCAUUGGAAAAAGGCCGUAGACUUCGUCAAGCAGCAUCACAACAUGGUUAUAAUAAAACAAUGGAAGAUGCUAAAUUAAAACUUGAAGAAAUAAAAACAUCACUUCAAAGUAAACAAGUUGGCGUUGAUUUAAGAAGUUGUAAAGAAUUAUUAAAAAAACAUCAAAUUUUGGAAACGGAUAUGUCACAGUGGGAACUUAAAGUUGAUGAUUUAGUAGCAAUGGGUCAAGAAAUGGCUCACGAAGGACAUUUUGAUGCUAAAAAUAUUUUAAAAAGUAGUCAAGCUACACAAUUAAAGUUUCGUAGUUUAAAAAUACCAGCUAAAAAAAGACGUGAAGCACUAGAAGAAAGUUUACGUUUUCAUAAAUUUAGAUUUGAACUUGACGCUGAAUUACACUGGAUUAAGGAUCAUCAACCACAGGCAUCAUCAACUAUGCUUGGACAAAAUCUUCAUCAAGCUCAAACACUCCAUAAAAAACAUAAAAAAUUAGAGGCUGAAAUAAUUGGUCAUCAACCAAUGAUUGAUAAAGCACUUGCAACUGGUCAAGGACUUAUUGAUCAAUCUCAUCCAGAAAGAAAAAAGACGGUAGAACUUGAAUUAGAUUCUUACAACGGAAUAGUUACGGAAAUGGGUCACACAGCAGCGGCAAUGGUUAACGCUAAACAUCCAGACAGUAAAGCUAUUGCUUCGAAACAACAAGCAAUUGCACAGCAAAUGCGUGCACUUCAAAGAUUAGCAAUAACAAGACAACAAAGACUGAUGGAGAGUAUGUAUCGUCAUGAAUAUUUCCUUGAAAGUCGUGAAUUAGAGCAGUGGAUUAAAGAACAAGAACAAGCUGCUGGUUCUGAAGAUUAUGGGCAUGAUUAUGAGCAUUUAUUAAUUUUACAAACUAAAUUUAAUGAUUUUAAACAUCGUAUUGAAGCUGGUUCUGAAAGAUUUAAUCAGGAAUCAUGGCAACACUUGUUGGGAUUAAUACGUCAUCGUGAACAACGACUUCAAGCUGCUGGUGAAAUUCAUCGUUUUCAUCGAGAUGUUGCUGAAAUUUUAUCACGAAUUCAAGAAAAAGAAGCAGCUCUUCCAGAAGAUUUAGGACGUGAUUUAAAUUCAGUAUUGGCACUUAUUAGACGUCAUGAAGGAUUUGAAAAUGAUUUAGUAGCAUUGGAAGCACAACUUCAAGUAUUGGUUGAAGAUUCAUCUAGAUUACAAAGUUUAUAUCCAGGUAAUAAUGCAUCUCACAUUGAUCAACAGCAACAAAUAGUAUUAUCCAAUUGGGAAGAAUUAAAAGAAAAAUCAGCAAAUCGCCGAGAUCAAUUACAAGCUAGUUGUGAUUUACAACGAUUUUUAACUCAAUUACGUGAUUUAAUGAAUUGGGCAGCUGGAUUACGUGCUGGAUUGUCAACAGAAGAUAAAGUACGUGAUGCUGCUAGUGCUCAAAUUUUUAAAGCUGAACAUGAAGCAUUAAAAGGUGAAAUAGAAGCUAGAGAAGAUAGUUUUAGUUCUGUUCUUGAUCUUGGUGAAGCAAUGAUAAAAAAUGUCCAUUAUGCUGUUAAUGAAGUUGAAGAAAAAUGUAAUCAAUUAUUAGAAGAACGUGAAAAACUUCAUACUGCUUGGCAGGAUAAAAAAAUUCAUCUUGAUCAGCUUAUUGAUUUACAUUUUUUUUUACGUGACGCUAAACAAUUGGAUAAUUUAUCAGCAACACAAGAGGCUGCAUUGAGUUGUGAUAAUUUUGGUGUUUCUGUUGAAGAAAUAGAUGGACAAGUUAAAAAGCAUAAUGAAUUUGAAAAAUUACUUGUUACACAAGAAGAAAAAUUAUUAUCUCUUAAAGAACAGGGUAAUAAACUUAUACAACAAAAACAUUUUGAUUCAAAAAUAAUAUCUAAACGUUUACAGGAGGUAUCUGAUAAACGUGGUAAAAUUCAUCAAUUGUGUAAUACACGUCGUAAUAAAUUAGAAGCAAGUUUACUUCAUGUACAAUUUAUUCGUGAUGUUGGUGAGGCUGAAUCUUGGAUUGGUGAAAAACAAAAAAAAUUAGAAGCUGAAGCAUCUAAAGGUCAAGUAUUGAGUUUAGAGGAUAAAAUAAAAAAAUUACAAAAACAUCAAGCAUUUCAAGCUGAAUUGGCUGCUAAUCAAAGUAGAAUUGAAGAAAUAAAAAAUAAAGGUGAAACAUUAAUAACACAAAAUCAUCCAUCUAGUAAUGAAAUUCAUAAUCAAUUGGAACAAUUACAAGGUACAUGGGGUAAAUUAUUAAUUGUUUCUGGUAAUCGUGGUAGAGGUUUAGAAGAAGCACAAGAUAUACUUGAAUUUAAUAAUCAAGUUGAAAAAAUAGAAUCAUGGAUUCGUGAUAAAGAAAUGAUGGUACAAGCUGGUGAUACUGGUAAAGAUUAUGAACAUUGUUUAAGUUUACAACGUAAAUUAGAUGAUGUUGAUAGUGAUAUGAGAGUUGAUGAUACUAGAAUAAAAUCAAUAAAUUCAUUAGCUGAUAAACUUAUUAAACAAGGCCAUGAUGAUGAAUCUAAAGGAAUAAAACAGCGACGUGAUAAUGUUAAUAAAAAAUGGAAAAAUCUUCAGGGUGCAUUAACUAAUUAUAGAUCAAUAUUAGCUGGUGCUUUAGAAAUUCAUUUAUUUAAUCGUGAUAUUGAUGACACAAGUCAACGUGUUAUUGAAAAAUCAUUAGCUAUGAAUACUAAUGAUGUUGGUAAAGAUUUAGCUGCUGUUGAACAUUUACAACGUAAACAAGAAGCUAUGGAACGUGAUAUGACUGCUAUUGAAGGUAAAUUAAAAGAACAUAAAGCCGAGGCUAUUAAAUUAUCAUCUAAAUAUAUAGAUAAUGCACAACAAAUAAAUUCUAUAUUUUAUAAUCUUGAAUCUAAUUGGGAUGAAUUACAACAUUUAACUAAACACAGGCGUGAUGUUUUAAAUCAAGCUUAUACUUUACAUAAAUUUCAAGGUGAUUUACAUGAAGUUGAAAUAUGGAUUAAAGAUACUAUUAAACGUAUGAAUGAAUCUGGUGCUCCAACAACUAUUUCUGAAGCUGAAGCACUUUUAGAACUUCAUCAGGAAAGAAAAGCUGAAAUAGAUGGUCGUAAAGAUAUGAUUAAAGCUCUUGAUGAUCAUGGUCAAAAAUUAAUAAAUAUUGAUCGACAAGUUAAACAAAGUCUUGAACAUUUAAAAAAUAUUAAUUCAGGAUUAGUUGACGCUUGGAGUGAAAGAAGAGAAAAAUUAAUGCAAGCCUAUCAUUUACAACAAUUUAAAGAACAAGCUGAUCAAGCAGAUAGUUGGUUAACAACUAAAGAAGCAUUUCUUAAUAAUGAUGAUUUAGGUGAAUCAUUAUCCGGAGUUGAAACUUUAAUACGUAAACACAGUGAAUUUGAAAAAAUGUUAUUAUCACAAUUAGGACGUAUUGAUGAAUUAGAAAUAUUUGCUAAUAAAAUAAUAAUUAAUAAAAAUUCAAUUGACGCUGAUAUUAUUAAAACAAAAUUAAUAUCUGUAUGUUUAAGACGUGAUAAAUUAAAAGAUAAUUCAACAAUAAGAAUGAAAAAAUUAAUAGAAAGUCGUCAAUUGCAUAAAUUUUUAAGAAAUAUUUAUGAAGUUGAAGGUUGGUUACAUCAAAAACAACAAGUUGCUGGUGAUGAAAAUUAUCGUGAUUCAACAAAUUUACAAAGUAAAAUUCAAAAACAUUUAGCUUUUGAGAGUGAAUUAAUAGCUAAUCGUGGACGUAUAAGUGGUAUUAUAACUGAAGGUGAAAAUUUAAUUGAAAAUAAUCAUUAUGCUUGUAAAGAAAUUCAAGAUCGUUUAGAGGAUUUAGAAUCUGAAUGGAGAAUUUUACAAGAAACUAGUCAACUUAAAAAAAAUCGUUUAAAUGAUGCUUAUCAAGCAUUAUUAUUUGGUCGUACAUUGGAUGAAUUUGAAACAUGGAUGGAUGAUAUUGAAAUACAAUUACAAUCUGAAGAUCACGGUAAAGAUUUAUCAAGUGUUGCUAAUUUAUUAAAAAGACAUACUAAUUUAGAAAAUGACGUUCUUGGUCAUAAUGAAGCAUGUGAAUCUAUUAAAGAAACUGCUAAUAAUUUUAAAAAAACAAAACACUUUAUGUGUGAUGAAAUAAGUGAAAGAGCACAAGCUUGUGUUAAUAAAUAUCAUGGACUUCAAGAGCCUAUUCAAAUAAGACGUGAUAAUUUAGAGGAUGCUAAAUUACUUAAUCAAUUUUUAAGAGACAUUGAGGAUGAAUUUCAUUGGUUAUCAGAAAAAGAACCCCUAGCUGCUAGUAAUGAUUUAGGUAAUUCAUUGAUGACUGUACAAAGAUUACAAAAAAAACAUCAAGCUCUUGAAGCAGAACUUAUUUCACGUGAACCUGUUGUUGCUUCAUUGGCAGCUCGUGCUGCUGGUAUGAUAAGAACUGGUCAUUUUGCAUCUGAUAAAAUAGAUUUAUCAAUACAAGAAUUACAAAAAAAAUUAAUAAAUAUACGAGAUUUUGCCAGUGUUAGAAAAUUACGGCUUCUUGAUGCUGUUGAAUCACAAAUGUUUUAUGCUGAAGCUGGUGAAGCUGAACAAUGGAUUAAAGAAAAAUAUCCUCAAUUAACAUCCAGUGAUUAUGGUAAAGAUGAAGAUUCUGUAGAAUCUUUAUUAAAAAAAUUAGAGGAUCUUGAACGUGAUUUAUCAUCUUUUGAAACAACUAUUGAUAAUUUAAAUAAAUUAUCACAAGGUUUAAUAAAUCGUAAUCAUUUUGAUAGUAAUAAUAUUCAACAAAAACAAAAUGAUAUUAAACAAAAAUUUAUAGAAUUAAAAAAAUUACGUGAUUUUAGAUUACAUAGAUUACUUGAAAGUGAAAAAUUAUUUUUAUUUAUACGUAAAGCUGAUGAAGUUAUUGAAUGGAUUGGUGAUCAAACAACAGUUGCUGCAUCUGAAGAUUAUGGACGUGAUGUUGAACACGUUGAAUUAUUAAUUCAAAUAUUUGAUAACUUUUUAAGUGGUUUAACUGCCAGUGAAAGCCGUGUAUUUAUGAUUAUAGAAGCUGGUGAAAAAUUAAUUCAAGAAAAAAAUCCUGAAAAUAUUAAAAUACGUAAUAAAAUAGAUGAAAUUAAACAACAGUGGGAUGAUUUAAAAGAAUUAGCUCAUGCUAGACAAGAAGCACUGGCUGGUGCUAAACAAGUUCAUAUGUUUGAUAGAACAGCCGAUGAAACAAUAUCAUGGAUUCAAGAAAAAGAGGCCAGUUUGAGUGCUGAUGGUUAUGGGCAUGAUCUUGAAACAAUUCAAGCUCUUGUACGUAAACAUAAAGGAUUUGAAACUGAUUUAGCGGCUGUUAAAGAGCAAGUUGAAUCUGUUAUGGCUGAAGCAUCAAGACUUGCUGAAUUAUUUCCUGAUGCACGUGAACAUAUUGCGGUUAAACAUGAAGAAGUUGAUGAAAGUUGGAAUGAAUUGUUAGAAAAGGCAGCACAAAGACAAAAUAAACUUACACAAGCUGAACAGCUUGAGGCUUAUUUUGAUGAAUACAGAGAUUUAUCAUUUUGGAUUAAUGAAAUGAUUGCUAAAGUAACAGCACCAGAAUUAGCACGUGAUGUUCCUGGUGCUGAAAUAUUGAUAUCUCGACACAAUGAAUAUAAAGUUGAAAUAGAUUCUCGGCAGGAUGAAUUUUAUAAAUUUAAUAAAACAGGUAAUGCUUUAAUUAAACAGGGUCACUUUUUAUCUAAAGAAAUAAAAGAUAAAAUUUCUGUUCUUGAAAAUAAAAAACAAACAUUAAUAGAUACAUGGGAUAAACGUAAAUUAAUAUAUGAACAGAAUUUAGAUACACAAAUAUUUAAACGUGAAGCUGAAACACUUGAAAAUUGGAUAAUAAGUCGUGAACCAAUGCUUAAUGAUAAUAAUCUUGGUGAUACAAUACCACAAGUUGAAGAUUUAAUACGAAAGCAUGAAGAUUUUGAAAAAACAAUUGAAGCACAGGAGGAUAAAUUUAAAUCUCUUAAACGUAUAACAUUGUUAGAACGUCAAUUUCAAAAACAACAACAAGCUGAAUUAGUAGCACGUCAAGCUGAAAAAGAACGUAUUGAACGUGUACGUAUUGAAGAACGUAAGAAAAAAGAAGUACAACGUAUUACUGAAGAACGUAAACGGGAAGAAGAAAGACGUAAAUUAGACAAUAAUUCUCAUAAUCGUAGUGGUGGUGGUGGUACUACUAACGAUAUUGUUAAUGGUAAUGCUCAAUCAUCUACUGAUAAUAACAAUACUCAAAACAACAACAACAACAACAACAACAACAACAAUAAUGAAUCAGUAGUUAAUCGUUUAUCACCAUUAAAAAUAACCCAAGAAUCAUCAACUUCAGGUAUGAAUCCUUCAUCAAAAUUACACGGUAUUUCUCAUGUAUUUGGUGAUCGUUUAAAACGUACAACGUUACCUGAUAUUAAACGUGCCGAGAGUAUGAAAAUUGAUACUAAAAAACCUAAACGAACACCUAGCUUUACAACCAGACGACGAACUCAAAGUUUCCGUAAACAUCAACGUAUGGAAAAUAUGGAUCCACUGAGUCCUGUUGAAAUUCAAGGUAUACUUGAACGUAAACAUGAAUUACAAAGUGGUGGUAAAAAAGCAGCUAUAAGAUCAUGGAAACAAUAUUUUACUGUACUUUGUGGACAAUUGUUGUGUUUCUUUAAGGAUUACAGUGAUUUUUCAUUGAGUAAAGCUUCUACUGCUCCAAUAACUAUUUACAAUGCCACGUGUGAAAAAGCUGAUGAUUAUACAAAACGUAAACACGUAUUUCGUCUUAGAUGUACUGAUGGUUCUGAAUUUUUAUUCCUUGCUUCUAAUCAACAGGAAAUGGAAGACUGGGUUAAUAAAAUUUUAUUCCACGCUAGAUUACCACCAAGUAUGCAGCUAUUAAAGUAUGAUGAAUCACAAAAAGAUGAUUUAGAUAGAUUAAAAACUAUAACACCUGAUCAAGUUAUUGGUGAUGAUAAUGCUUCUACUGGAAGUAGUCAUUUAUCAACUCCUGAAUUUGAACGUAAAAAUUCAGUUAUACGUCGAGAUAUACAACCAACUACUCAAGAUUUAUCUACUGUUAAUCCGACUCAUUCUUUGUCAUCCUCCUCAUCAUCCAGCAAUGUUCAAAUUGAAUUUUUACAAAAACACCGGCAAGCUCAACAAAUCCGUGGAACUAGAAAUUAUUCAGAAUUAAUGUCUGGUGAAUCUAUAUCACAACCGCAAACUGAAUUUUUACAAAAACAUAAAAACCAACAGCAGCAACAGUUGAUUCAUCAUGAACAAUUGGCGGCAAGUCAAAGAGAUCAAUAUCAAACUCCACCAGUUCCACCUAGAGGAGCACCACCCCCAAUUCCUGUAAGAUCGCCCAGUACAGAUAAUGUUACUCCGCUAAGACGUAAUGAUGUCGAGCAGUAUGUGCCACCAACGAGACCACAGUCUUUUCAACAUAAAAGUUCACCGUUAAAUCACAAUGGUUCAGAGGGAUAUACUAAUGAUAAUACAACACGGCACCGACCAGGAAGUAUGGAUUUCACUUCACAACCACAAGAAAUAGCACCUCCCUUACCAUCGAGUGAACCACCGACCAACAUAGAUAAACAGAAUAUUCAAGAUCCUGUUUAUGGAAACACAGUUAAUAUGAGACAGAGUGGACAACAAACGACAAAUUCGUUUAGUAGUAGACCGACAUCGUUACCACCUUAUGUAGCACCACCUCCAGCUGUUUCACCUACUACGCCAACAGUAUCAGUAGUUGACGGUAGACGAGCAUCAGAAAGUGGUUCAGAAAGUGAACAAAGUUCUGGGGGCUCUCGUAAAGAUCGAGAUUAUAAACGUAGUUCUGUAUUGAGUAACUUCUUCGGCAGAAGAAAAAAGCCAUCGCAAUCGUAG
This is a messenger RNA of Cotesia congregata, 12482 nucleotides long. The record is from the annotation of a GenBank genome assembly. NCBI's taxonomy places the organism in Eukaryota, Metazoa, Arthropoda, Insecta, Hymenoptera, Braconidae.